AUGAAAACUAAAAAUAGCCACAUACGGAUUAAUGCACACUUCUACCAGUUGCUCGAGGUGCCUAGAGAUGCAUCACCCGCCGUUCUCAAGGCCGCGUACCAUCGCGCUCUUCUAAAGUCCCACCCCGACAAACGCGCCACACACGAUCCUACCAAUGGUGUUGAAAUCUCUCUAAUCAAACAGGCGUAUGCCGUAUUAUCAGAUAGCCAGCUUCGAGACGCCCACGAUGCCACGCUUGAUCAAAAAUCGUCGAGCACGACGCCUCGUCCCGCACAAGUAAUCUCUCUGGAAGAGUUUCAAGACGAAUCCUCUUCUGUCACACCAGAAGACGCGGAAGAGGGCCCAUGGAGAUAUUCAUGCCGCUGUGGAGGCUGGUACCGGAUAACAGUACCCCAGAUGGAAAAUGGCGACCAUCUUAUCGCCUGCAACAGCUGUUCAGAAGUCGUUUGGGUGGGAUACGAGUUAGCUGAUCACGAAACGUAG
Psilocybe cubensis is the source of this 483-nucleotide messenger RNA. RefSeq lists its product as uncharacterized. Gene Ontology annotation, molecular function: ferrous iron binding; ATPase activator activity. Gene Ontology annotation, biological process: positive regulation of ATP-dependent activity. NCBI's taxonomy places the organism in Eukaryota, Fungi, Basidiomycota, Agaricomycetes, Agaricales, Agrocybaceae. Bases 1 to 483 code for a protein of 160 amino acids. The transcript has 2 exons. The record is from RefSeq and is a predicted model, not a curated record.